AUGGGUCUCAUCCGCCGCCUUUUCCAGAGCGAAGAUGACGAGACAUCGUACGCGCCUCUCGAGGGCGGUUCCGAGCGCCCCGACGGAGAACGAACACACGACGAAGAGCAACGCGAGUACUCGAGAACCGACUACUAUGUCUUCCUGUUACUCGGCGUUGCUAUGCUUUGGGCAUGGAACAUGUUCCUCGCUGCAGCCCCAUACUUUCAACGACGUUUCGAUUCCGAUGAGCGACUCUUACGCAACUUCCAGUCCGCCGAGCUCGCCGUAUCCACUGCAGGCAGUCUGGGCUCCAUGAUUGUCCUUACCAAGCUGCAGGCAAACGCGUCCUACCCUAAACGCAUAAUGUCUUCACUCAUACUUAAUAUCGUCGUCUUCACCCUGUUGGCAAUAUCGACCCGGGCCUUCCUGGGCGUUUCGGCUGGCGCGUAUUUUGUUUUCCUCAUGCUAGUGGUCUUCGGCGCCAGUCUGGCAACAGCCCUGUGCCAAAACGGAGUAUUCGCCUAUGUGGCGAGCUUUGGGAGGGAGGAGUAUACACAGGGUAUCAUGACAGGCCAGGGGAUCGCUGGCGUGCUGCCUUGCAUAGCCCAAAUAGUAUCGGUCCUUUCCGUUCCCCCAAAGCAAACCCAGGAAGGCGCGCCGCAGGAGUCUAGUAAAUCUGCCUUCGUUUACUUCCUUACGGCGACUGUCAUUUCGGCCCUCACCUUGCUCGCUUUCGUGUACCUUCUGUCUAAUCCGCGCUCGCGCGAGCAGUUAAGACCAACUCUAGACGAUGAGGACGAGGUGGACGUUGAAUAUGGAGCCGUUACCCACAAAUCGAUACCUUUGAUGACGCUCCUCCAGAAACUAUUCUGGCUUGCUGGAGCUGUCUUCCUUACCUUUGCCAUCACCAUGUUUUACCCCGUCUUCACCCAGAAGAUUCUGAGCGUCCGGGAUCCUGCAACAUCGUCUCGACUUUUCCAACCCGCCGCGUUCAUUCCGUUGGGUUUCUUAUUCUGGAAUAUCGGUGAUCUCAUGGGGCGCGUCAUUCCAGGCAUUCCAGGUAUGACCCUGACAGCGCGUCCCCGAGUGGUGUUCAUCUUGGCUGUAUGCCGUCUCGCAUUUAUACCCCUUUACCUCUUAUGCAACAUCGGCGGCAGAGGUGCCGUCAUUGGCUCAGACUUUUUCUACUUGUUCGUCGUACAGAUACUUUUCGGCAUCUCGAAUGGGUACAUUGGCAGCAACUGCAUGAUGGGUUUCGUAGAGUGGGUUGAUUCAGAAGAGCGCGAAGCAGCCGGCGGUUUCAUGUCGUUAUGCCUGGUGGCUGGAUUAACGGCAGGUAGCUUCCUGAGUUUCUUCGCGGCUAGUGCUUGA
Molecule: messenger RNA, 1353 nt
Organism: Didymosphaeria variabile
Lineage: Eukaryota; Fungi; Ascomycota; Dothideomycetes; Pleosporales; Didymosphaeriaceae
Exons: 2
Coding region: 1-1353 (450 amino acids)
Biological process (GO): nucleoside transmembrane transport
Cellular component (GO): plasma membrane; fungal-type vacuole membrane
Molecular function (GO): nicotinamide riboside transmembrane transporter activity; nucleobase transmembrane transporter activity
Source: RefSeq, a predicted model, not a curated record